UAACUAGUAGCUGGACUACGUAACAGGAGCUUCAGAGCAUAGACGAAGCCUCCCGCUGUCAACAUGGAGUGCGUUGUUGCUACGAUGUGAGAAACGCGAUGACAGAAGCUCUAACUGAACUUACGUAGACGGGCGGAGCUUCGGCAGAGGACAUCUACGAGACGACCAGGCUUUCAAAUUAAACGAACCUUGUGCGCUUGUGUCAGUUGUGGCACGGCGUGUUGGACUCACAUAACAGUGAGUAUCUUAGCAGUAAAGCUGUGCUAAGGUCACUUAAACGUUUAUAUUCUGUUAACAAGAAGACCGUGGUGAAGGAGUGCUUUUGAAGAUGGUGUUCCUGUCUUUGUCUAGCUGGAUCCGAAGCCGUGGACCUGACAGAUAUUGGAAAGUUCAAGAAAUAAUCAAACAUGCAAAGCACUUCAGAGGCAGGAAGAACCGCUGCUACACGCUGGCAGUGAAGGCGGUCAGGAGGGCUUUCGUCUACGCCACCAAAGGUCGGAGGCUCAAGAAACGCAACAUGAGGACGCUCUGGAUCUCACGCAUUGCAGCAGCAUCACGUGAGCAUGGCAUGAAGUAUCCCGUUCUAAUGCACAACCUCACCAAGACCAGUGUUCAGCUAAACCGACGUGUGAUCAGCGACCUGGCCAUCACAGAACCUCGGUCAUUCCUCUCACUUGCAAAAGUGGCGCGUGCUCGGCAACAGGAAGGCUUCCGGGCAGCAUUGGGUGACGGCAAAGAGCCUGCUGGUAUCUUCUCCCGUGUUGUUUUGCUACAGUAAAGGACUAGCUUUAGUUACAGAUUUCUUAUUGUUAUGUGUUUUAAAGAACAGUGGUCGCGGACUAUAAAAAAUGUUCAUGAAACAAUUAGUCAGGCACCCACUCCACUAAUUUCUUUACAGUUGUUGCUUUGUCUAAGUAUGUUUCAUACAAAAAUACAAAAUUCAUUUAGUUAAAUAGUUAAUUUUUGAGUCGCAUUAUUGUUUACUUGAGUGCUGCCGAGAAGACUUGUAACUGUAUGGCAACCCAGAAGUUAGCAUCCCCUUGGUUUUCAACGAAAAACUAUUGAAUGCAGAGCGACGAAACCACAAAUGCACAUCUCAUUACCAGGGUCAGGUCAUCAUACAGUACGGGGCUGAAAAAUGCCUGAUCAGAGAGCAGACAAUGACAUGAUGCUCCUGUCUCUGCCUGCUCCGUGUAGGUGUAGGUAAAAGGGAUACAAUAUAUUGCUCAGGGACACUCUAGUGUCUACGAAUGACUGACCUUGAGGGUUUCUCUGCUAUGCUCACCUUCACCCAUUCUGCGUUUUUGUGUUGCCAUGAAAACAGGUUAAACAAAUGUAGAUGCCUUUUCCUUUUAAGUCUCUUUCUGAUAAUUCCAGCCAUGGCCAAUUCUUGAGGACUUUUCUAAAUUCUUUAAAGGUGUAGGUAGAAUAGUUGUGUGCACUCUUGUAUCAUAACAAGGAUAUUGUUAUAGUCCAAGAUGGCAGAUAAAACUGUAAUUGUUUGUCUACUUUCUGUCCGCUUUGGUUCCGCCACUGUUCUAGCUACAGUGUUACAAGAAAAUACUUCUACAGUUGCCCUAAGUACCUCCAGUAUCAUGAUGAGCAAUUUCCACAAGCCUCCUUUGCAUAAUGCAAACUUUUGGUUAAGUUAUGAUUUGAGGUUGAUUGUGAGUUUUGGGAAAAAGAGUGGCCUCAAGUUUGUGUUAAUGACUUGUCUCUGUAAAUAUAUAUUUUGCCAUUUGUUUUGGCAAGGUUGUCCUCUAAAUGUUUAUUCAUUAAACAUUUUUGAUAUAUA
Molecule: messenger RNA, 1795 nt
Organism: Eleginops maclovinus (Patagonian blennie)
Lineage: Eukaryota; Metazoa; Chordata; Actinopteri; Perciformes; Eleginopidae
Gene: mrpl20
Product: mitochondrial ribosomal protein L20
Exons: 5
Coding region: 329-778 (149 amino acids)
Biological process (GO): ribosomal large subunit assembly; translation
Cellular component (GO): mitochondrial ribosome
Molecular function (GO): rRNA binding; structural constituent of ribosome
Source: RefSeq, a predicted model, not a curated record